Ostertagia ostertagi is the source of this 1152-nucleotide messenger RNA. The record is from the annotation of a GenBank genome assembly. NCBI's taxonomy places the organism in Eukaryota, Metazoa, Nematoda, Chromadorea, Rhabditida, Trichostrongylidae.
AUGGUCAUUGAGUACGUGGAUACAGUGACUGUUCUUGAAUCCACUAAAGUUCCUGUGCCACUGCAGCUAGACAUAAUGACCCUAACGGUGACUAUUCGAGGAGAACUUGUAAACUAUCCUGAUAACAAUCACUAUCAGAAUCAGAGACUAGGCGGGCAAUGUCUUCCACUGCCAUAUCCCGAAUCCUACUGGCUGAGUAUCGCCACCGACUCAGUUACUCACUACUCACUGGGUGCUUAUAACCGCGAAGACAAGCUAGUUGGUGCUAUUGGUGUGAUAAGAAAUGUGAAAGACUACUUCACUGCGGGAUCUCUUCACCCUGAAGAGCAAAAACUGAUCAGUAACUUCAGAAAGGUUUGCAUGUUUUUGAUAGCUAUUGAUCGAAGAUUAAACGCAAGACCUACUUCUCAGACCUGUUAUAUCACAACGCUUAUGGUCGCACCUGAGUAUAGAAAGAUCGGCAUUGGUACUCAGUUAUUGCAACGUGCCAGUACAGUACUAUUACAAGAAGGCAGUCAAUAUAUCUACAUGUACUACACACAAAUCUGGCCGCAAUUCGCCUUUAUGAGAAAAUGGGAUAUGAAAGAGUUGCGGAAAUUCAAAAUUACUAUACGAUCAAUGGCGUACAAGAUACCGGCGUUGUCUACUGUCGACGUCUGGCUACCGCAGGAUGUCAGCAGUGCCUGGGGAGCGGAGGCUGUACGAUAUCAUGAUCAAGAACCAAGAACGAUAAGAAAUCUGCUGAACUACUACCUAUUAUCAAUUAUUCAUAUCAGCGAAUUUACCGCCGUCGCAUUUUCCUUGCCGGUCACAUUUCUACACAACUGUUGUCUAAGGCGAAGCACCAUAUUUCAUCCAAAUCUCAUCCGAAUAGCACAGGUUUACCUUAGCGGUAACUACUUUGCUGUUGUUUCACGCCUGGUUAUGCAUCUAUACCAAGUCGGAGUAUUUCAUUUUGAUGUUUACUUUAAAUCGCACUCUUCCAAAAUACUACUGUUUACCGCGUCGAUAAUUCGAUCAUACUUCUUUCUGUCAUCAUUGAUUUUCAUGGCCGAAGUGAUAGUCGAGCGAACUUUUGCGCUUUACUUCGUAACUGAUUACGAGAAAAAACCUCGCUUAUGGAUUUCGACUGGUAUUUUUAGCUCACGUUGA